Messenger RNA from Prunus mume (Japanese apricot), 1120 nucleotides. Lineage: Eukaryota; Viridiplantae; Streptophyta; Magnoliopsida; Rosales; Rosaceae. The record is from RefSeq and is a predicted model, not a curated record.
CAAUACCAGGCACGUAGAAAUUGGUAAUUCUUGUACAAAAUUGAUUUAGAGUGCUGAGAAUAAAGAGGUUGUGGAUUUGGGUGGUGCGCUCAUGAAGCUUACUAACAACUCCACUUGCAAGAUGGUGAUGAGCACGAGCUGUUCGGAGAAUGGCGAUGAGGCUGCGAGGAUUGGGGAGAUGAUGAUGAGGACACUUGGGUUGGCGACAAAGGUGUCUUAUGGGGAUGUGUUGGGACCAUUGAAGAGGUUGGGUUUCUGGCUUUAUGGGAAGCAGCUUGCUGAAGUGUCCUUGGAGUUUGAUGAGCUUUUGGAGGAGAUGUUGAAGGAGCAUGAGAAGAAAGGGGAGAGAAAGGAGUUAGACUUCAUGGACUUGCUGUUGAAAGUGUAUCAGGAUGAUCAGGCUGAGCUCAAAAUUACCAGAACUCAAAUUAAGGCUUUCUUGCUUGACCUAUUCAUUGGGGGCACAAUUUCCUCCACAGAGACCAUGCAAUGGACGAUGACCGAGCUCAUCAACCACCCUGACAUAUUCAACAAGGUCAGGCAAGAGAUAAAAUCGGUGGUAGGAAAUUCCAGACUGGUUGGGGAAACGGACAUUCCCAAUCUCCCUUACUUGCAAGCAGUUGUGAAGGAAUCUUUAAGACUCUACCCUCCAUCUCCUGUGAUCAUAAGAAAAUGCCGUCAAAAUUGUAAAAUCAAAGGCUUUGAUAUCCCCCAAGGAGUUAUGGUGGCCACCAAUGUGUUUGCAAUUAUGAGAGAUAUAGAGAUUUGGGACAGCCCCAAUGAAUUUCGUCCCGAGAGGUUCUUGGCUUCCUCUAAUCAGGUACAUGAUAGUGUGGAGUAUAAUGAUCAAGGUCCUCAAACCAACGAACAGAACUUCAACUAUGCUCCCUUUGGCGGGGGAAGGAGGCGGUGCCUUGGCUCUGCGGUGGCGCUUAUCUUGGUGAACACUGCAAUUGCAACCAUGGUUCAAUGCUUUGAUUGGAAGGUUGGGAAAAAAGGAGAUGGUGAUGAGGCUAAUAAGGUUAAUAUGGAGAUUGGAGCAGGCAUAAGUUUACCAAUGGCUUACCCACUUGAAUUGCUUCCUAUCAUUCACUUCAACCCAUUUGUCUCUUCUAUAUAG